GUGCGAUGGGUGGGAAAAAGUUACGGUGAAGGCUGUGUUGUGUCAAUGCUGAACUUCGAGGAAGUGUCCGAGCAUUUUAAAUAAACACAUAUUUCAACUAACGAGCAACGAUGGACAAGUUGCGUCGUGUAUUAAGUGGUCGAGAAGAGAAUGAAGAAUUGGGGCUGACAGCACAGGUCCUGGACAGCACAAGCCUCAGUUUCAGCACGCGGGUGAAGUGGUUCUUCAUAUGUUUUGCAGCAGGGAUCCUCUGCUCAAUACUUGGAACUGCACUCCUCUUCUUGCCAAAAGCUGGAAUAAAGCUGUUUGCUGUAUUCUACACCCUAGGAAACAUUGCAGCACUUUCAAGCACCUGUUUCCUGAUGGGGCCACUCAAACAGCUGAAGCGCAUGUUUGAGCCCACCAGACUCAUAGCCACCAUUCUGAUGCUGCUGUUCCUUGUGUUGACGUUAUGUGCAGUGUUUUGGUGGAACAAAAGAGGUCUGGCGAUCAUCUUCUGCAUUUUGCAAUUCUUGUCAAUGACAUGGUAUAGCAUCUCCUACAUUCCAUUUGCGCGGGAUGCUGUUAUUAAGUGCUUCACCUCCUGUUUGAGCUAAAUGUCCUGUAUUUCAUCUGAUGUCAGGUCCAGCUGUGGAAGAGUAAAAAUGUCAAAUAUUUUCAGGAUUAUGUUUCUCUGCCAUCUCAGAACCAGUCACACUGUUUUCGGUGACCUUAAAACAUUUGCUCUUUUGUCUUAAUAUAAUAAUUUUAACUGAAUAUUGUUUAAUAUUAAGAGUAUGUAAUAUGUAACAAUUGCAUUUAGUACAAGCCUUAAAUUGUUUCCUUUUUAUCUUUUUCUUUAAAAAGGCUUUUUUGUUUUUUUGUCUGUGUGAGGAGGAUAAAUGCCUUAAAUGAUGCUUCACUGAUGAUAUACUGGCAGUUAAAACUGAGUGAAAAAAUAAGUGCCAUAUUUUGACAUGAUGGUGUUAAAGAAUGAACAUACUACUGUUGACUUUUGUACAUAAAAAUACAUUUCUACCAAAUAUAUUAACAAAAAAAGAUUUCAUAUGUUACCACACACCAAAUAAAUGCAAUUCAGAUUCUUUGUUCA
Molecule: messenger RNA, 1090 nt
Organism: Myxocyprinus asiaticus (Chinese sucker)
Lineage: Eukaryota; Metazoa; Chordata; Actinopteri; Cypriniformes; Catostomidae
Gene: sft2d1
Product: SFT2 domain containing 1
Exons: 8
Coding region: 111-596 (161 amino acids)
Biological process (GO): vesicle-mediated transport
Cellular component (GO): membrane
Source: RefSeq, a predicted model, not a curated record